UCGUGUUCAUUCUCGCAGUUUACUGUGUAAUCGAUUAUUGAUAUCAAAUAGCUACCUACUACUAAGUCUCCCAAUACAAUCCCUUUAUUCUUACACCUGGGCGAAACUCCCCUAAAGUAAACAAAGAAUUCAUAUCGCAAUCUUGGCAUUUAUGUUACCUUAUAUCAGCACAAGGUUAUUGAUACUUGUUGCCUGUAUAAAGCGACUCCUGAUCAAUGUACUACAACUCGCCCUACGACAAAGAAGAUAGAUGCGUUUGAACAGUCUAUCUUCUCGGUAGAUUCCACUUAUAAUAGAGCAUCAAAGGUAUCCCAUGAUUACCUCCAAAUAUUAGCGACGUACCUAUCGUAGAUAAGCAUGCAAAAUGACACCACAAACCGAGAGCGAGGUGAAAACGCUAGAGGCAAUAGCAGAUAGAUUCUUCCGAUUCACACUGUGGUCUCAGCCCGCGUAUCCCACAUCCCACGACGCGAAGUCCAUAACCCGUCUCGUCGAGAACCACUGUCUCGCGGUCCGCGAGCCAAAUUCGCCUAACGUUAUCCAAUUCACAGAGAGAUGUCGAUUAUUCCUCGGCCGCGAUGUGAAGACCGUCGAACUCGAGGCCGUCGUGACGGAGUGCUUUUCGCAUCUCGAUGCGCUGUUCUUCUUCGGACUCUUGAAUAGGCGGGUAAGUGUGUUUCACGGAGGGGGCACAAGAUCUCUUGUCAAGCUUCAUUUCUUUACUAAUGGAAACGAAGAUGUUGCUGGGCUUUUUGAUAAGUUUCGCGCCGCGAUUGGGAUUUCGCUGGUGGGUGGUUUGGGACUGGGCGAUCUUCUCGUUGUCCUUGUCCAUGAGAUGGUGCAUGCCUGGUUGGAAAUCUUCUCGGAUGCGACGUGUGCGGAACAUUAUUCGUGGGUGAAGAGGUAUCGGAGGCAUGGGGAGAUGUUUCAGCGGUUAUUCCGGUUCGUCGUGGAGCGUGUUGGGGCCUUGGUGCCGGGUGAUCUGUUGCAGAAUCGAAUCCUCGUGUGGUUGAAUAAAAUGGAUUGGCAGGUUAGGCAGAAUAGUAGUUGGUGGGAUUGUUUUGUAUCUGCUGUUAUUCCGUAGUUGGUUGGUAAGUUGGUGUAUUCUUUAUGCUGCUAAGAUUUAGGAAGAGGACAUAUGGGGGAUAGGUGAGUUAGUAAUGAGAAGUUUUGUACGAUCAAGUGGUCGUAUAAAAAAUUCAGAGCCUUGCCGCCGAUAGCGUUACUAGUAAGGGAUUGAACAAGAUACCUAGCCGAGUAAAUCUCAUGACAAUUAAAUGGUACAUCUCUGGCGCUUGGAUCCUGCGUUAUACCCAAGAUGCCAACCCGUUUUAUGUUUUACUGGUACUCAUUGAGAGAUGCGUGAU
Xylaria bambusicola is the source of this 1367-nucleotide messenger RNA. RefSeq lists its product as uncharacterized. The record is from RefSeq and is a predicted model, not a curated record. Bases 365 to 1084 code for a protein of 239 amino acids. Lineage: Eukaryota; Fungi; Ascomycota; Sordariomycetes; Xylariales; Xylariaceae. The transcript has a single exon.